This is a messenger RNA of Heterotrigona itama, 1448 nucleotides long. The record is from the annotation of a GenBank genome assembly. Lineage: Eukaryota; Metazoa; Arthropoda; Insecta; Hymenoptera; Apidae.
UUGCCCCAAUGGAUUUUGAACAUCUUGAUUCGGAUUCAAGUAUUGAGGUACAACGUCCUAGAAGACGUAGCCGGAGGAUUUCGUCAAGUGAUGAUAGCGAAAAUGAACAGUGCAGCAGUUGUAUAAAUCAAGAGUACGUGUGGGAAGCCGAAAAUCAUACUCCCAUUAUACAUGGGUUUUCAAGUGCGGGUGGUGCAACCGUAAAUAUACGAGGUCUGUCGAGAAGGGAGGAGUUAAUUACAAAAAUAAUUACGGAAACAAAUAAAUAUGGCGCAAGCGACGCAGAAUUUAUACCUCUUGAAGACGACGAAUUAAAAGUAUUUAUUGCUUUAAAUAUUUUAAUGAGUCUAGUUUCUAAGCCCACGAUUCAAAGCUAUUGGACUACUGAUAAAAGUAUAGAAACUCCGUAUUUUAAGAAUAUCAUGAGCCGUAACCGCUUUAUUUCUAUCUCCAAAAAUUUACACUUUUCCAGUACAAAUAAUCCUAAUGACCCACUGAUAAAAAUUCGAGAAGUUACUCAAAUAGUAAAAAAAACUUUCAUUCGCAUGUAUGUCCCAAAUAAAAACAUUUCCAUUGAUGAAUCACUAAUGUCAUGUAGAAGUCGUUUGCAUUAUAUACAAUUUAUUCGAACAAAACGUGCGAGAUUUGGUGUCAAGUUUUAUAAACUCUGUGAUUCAGAAUCGCGAUACAUACACAAUUUCAAUAUAUAUACAGGAAAAGAUAAAACUGAUACAGGAUCUGCUAGCAGAAAUGUUGUAAUCAAUUUGUUGAAAGAGAGUCAAUUAUUGCAUAAGGGGUAUUGCUUAUUCAUUGAUAAUUGGUACAGUUCACCAACAUUAUACCGAGAAUUAUAUAAUAUGAAAACAAAUAUAUGUGGAACAGCGCGAAUAAAUAAGAAAGGAAUGCCUCCGGAAUUAAAAUCAUACAAAUUACAAAAGGGAGAAGCUGUUAUAUUUUGUACAAAAGAGAUAGCGGCGAUAAAGUGGAAAGAUAAGAAAGAUGUUAUACUAACUACUAUGCACGAUUUAAAUUUUGGUGAAACAGGGAAACGAAACCGAUAUACUGGACAAAAGAGUUUAAAACCAACUGCAGUAAUAGAUUACAAUCAACAUAUGGGUGGAAUUGAUGUUGGCGACCAAAUGUUAAGUAAAUUUCACACAAUGCGAAGAUGUAAAAAAGUCUAUAAAAAAAUAUUUUUUUAUUUUAUUGACAUGAUGUUGUUGAACAGUUACAUAAUUUUUAAAAAUCAUAAGAAAGAUCGAGCGUUUCACGUGUAUAAACAGCUAUUAGCCGAAGAAAUUAUUGAUAAAUAUUUAGCCAACAUAAAUGUAAAUAAUGCACCUGUCAAUGAUUCCAUUACGCGAUUUAGUGGCAGGCAUUUUCCUGUACGAAUAUCUGCAACUCUAGCAAAAGGAAAUAGAACAUCAAAACGAUGCGUUGUAUGCUUA